Messenger RNA from Drosophila willistoni, 4011 nucleotides. It is a transcript of the gene fw, whose product is annotated as sushi, von Willebrand factor type A, EGF and pentraxin domain-containing protein 1. Bases 55 to 3525 code for a protein of 1156 amino acids. The transcript has 14 exons. Lineage: Eukaryota; Metazoa; Arthropoda; Insecta; Diptera; Drosophilidae. The record is from RefSeq and is a predicted model, not a curated record.
AGUCAACAUCAACAUCAACAUCAACAUCUGCGGCAACAUACAAUUUAUCACACAAUGUUUGCUGGUGGCAAAUUAUUGCCCAAAACAUUGGAAAGAGCCAUGACUUUUUCAAUCUCCACCCUACACCACACAAUGCUGAUUCUUUUGAUGCUAAGCGCAGCCGGAAAUUGCCAAAUUUGCGGCCCGCCAGCAGUGCCUUUAAAUGCGAAAGUGCGCACUGUGGCCAGCGAGGUUGGUGGUAUCUCGGAGGCACAUUAUGACUGUGACCCUGGCUAUGAGUUGUUUGGGUCAUCAUCCAUUAAGUGCGAUGCACGAACCGGCUGGGACCGGGAACUUCCCUUUUGCGGUGUCAAUGUGGCCUACCGCAAGCCGGUCAAUCAAAGCUCGUACACACGGAGCGGACCCGCUAGUUAUGCGAAUGAUGGUAAACCUGGUAAUAAGAAUCCCGAUGGACAGGAGUGCUCGGAGACACAGAAAGAGCCAUCGCCCUGGUGGCGGGUGGAUCUGUUGACACCACAGGCUGUCCAUGUGGUUCGCAUUACAACGCGCGGUUGUUGUGGUCAUCAGCCAUUGCAGGAUCUUGAGAUUCGAGUGGGCAACAGUAGCACAGAUUUGCAAAGAAAUCCGCUAUGCGCCUGGUAUCCCGGCACCCUGGAUGAGGGGGUCGUUAAGACAUUUACGUGUGCCAGACCGCUGAUAGGUCAAUAUGUCGCCAUACAGUUGGUCGGUGUCGAGGGCAGUCUCAGUCUUUGCGAGGUCGAGACAUUCACCAAUGACGAAUUCUCCGUUGACCGUUGCCUGAGCCCCAAACUCGGGGUGGACACUGUGGUGACGACAUUCGCAAAAACCUGCUACGACUUUCAUAUAACAAAAGGUGAAAGCUUCGAGAAGGCGAAAACUAUUUGCCAACAGACAGGUGGUGACUUGGUACACGACUUUCGUGGAUCAACUAGCCAAUACAUUCUAUCCGAGCUGGAGCGGCGUAAAAGUGAGCUGAAGCCGCAAUUGGUUUGGAUUGGUGCCCAAAAGGAACCAGGCAUUACGUCUCGCACAUGGAAAUGGGUUAAUGGUGAAAUUGUACAGAAACCCACCUGGGGCAAGGAUCAGCCGAAUAAUUACAACGGCGAACAGAAUUGUGUUGUCUUGGAUGGCGCCCGAAACUGGUUGUGGAAUGAUGUGGGCUGUAAUCUGGAUUAUCUGCAUUUCAUUUGCCAGCAUUCUCCUUUAUCGUGUGGCUCUCCUGAUGCACAGCAAAACACCACGGUGAUUGGAAAGAAAUUCACUUUGGGAGAGAAGAUUCAAUACGAUUGCCCCAGGGGACAUUCACUUAUUGGCCAGACGGAACGGGAGUGCAGAUUGGACGGAACAUGGAGCGGUGGGGCACCAACUUGUAAAUAUGUUGACUGUGGAGCUUUGCCCGAAUUGAAAUUCGGUUCCAUUCAUUUGUCGGAAGAUCGGACAAGCUUUGGUGUGGUGGCUACCUACAGCUGCCACGAGAACUAUACAUUGAUUGGCAAUGAGAAUCGCACUUGCUCGCUAGACGGCUGGAGCGGUAAACAGCCGGAGUGUCUGGUCGACUGGUGUAGUGAUCCACAGCCCAUAAACGGUGGCAAUGUUCGCUUCAAUGACAAAAGGGCCGGAUCAACAGCUAUAUAUGAGUGUAAGCCAGGUUAUGUUCUUGUUGGCGAGGCGAUUAUCUCCUGUGGUCUUGGUGGCGAAUGGUCAAGCAAGACGCCUUCAUGCAGAUUUGUUGACUGCGGAGCACCGGCUCGACCCGAUCGUGGUGUUGCGGUUCUCCUUAAUGGCACCACUACUGUCGAUUCUGUUGUAAAGUAUGAGUGCGAUGAGGAUUAUUGGCUGGACGGCCCAUCGGAGCUGCGCUGCACCAGAGAUGGCAAAUGGUCAGGCGAGGCGCCUGUCUGUGAACUAGUCACAUGUGAGGCUCCCCAAGUGCCAGCCGGUUCCUUUGUCAUUGGCUAUGACUAUAAUGUGCAUUCAAAAAUCCAAUAUAAUUGCGAUCCUGGCCACAUAAUGCAUGGAAAUUCAGUGUUAGAGUGUCUUGACAGUGGCGAAUGGAGCUCAGAUGCUCCAUAUUGUGAAUAUAUCGAUUGUGGUCCUAUUUUGCCCAUUCCCUAUGGCAGUCACAAGUACGUCAGCAAUAGCACCUAUGUGGGCUCCGAGGUUGUAUUCAGCUGCACUCAGUCACAUAAACUAAGCGGCGUGGUGAAACGUCAGUGUUUGGAAUCGGGUAUCUGGAGCGACGCCUCGCCGAAAUGUGAAGAAAUACGCUGCCCAGAGCCAAUGCGUGCUUCCCACAGUCUGCUCUCGGUGACAGGAAAUGAUCGCAUGUACGGACGUACUUUAAUACGCACAGCAGAAUCCUUACAGAAUACGGCGCAGACAUACAAAAUUGGCGCCCUGGCUAAAUAUCGAUGUGAACGUGGAUACAAAAUGGUUGGUGAGGCUCUGGCCACCUGCACGGAUAGUGGCCAGUGGAGCGGCAUUAUUCCGGAAUGUGUUUAUGUCGAAUGCGGAGCGCCGGAGAAUAUUACCAAUGGAAAGACAACAUUGGCAACGAAUGCCACUUACUAUGGUGCUGCAGUUUUGUACGAGUGCAAUGUGAACUUUAAACUGAACGGAGUUUCGCGGCGUUUGUGCACGGAGCACGGCAAUUGGAGUCAUGAGGCACCCGAAUGCACUGAAGUCGUUUGUGAUAUACCAAAUCUUAGUGAUAGUUUAACUGUGGAUGCGGGUACACGUGCUGUGGGAUCUGUGGCCACCUUUAAAUGUCUUAAGGGCCGCAUCUUGAUGGGCAAUGAUACUCGAAUCUGUCAGAAGAAUGGCAAAUGGGCGGGCAAGAGUCCAACAUGCAGACCUGUUGACUGUGGUCGACCUCUGGCCAUUGAUAAUGGCCGUGUUAUUGUGGUCAACGAUUCGACAUUGUAUGGUGGCUCCGCCGAAUAUCAUUGCAUACCCAAUUACAAUCGGAUUGGACAAUAUCUGCGCAAAUGCACGGAAGAUGGAGCCUGGAGUGGCAAACAGCCACACUGUGAACUGGCCGCUGUGGAGGGUCAAGAGAGCUCGGAACUGGGCACGGGUGUGGGGAUUGGAGCGACAGUUAUUGUCGCAUUGCUGGUUAUUUUUGGUCUCAUAUUUUUAUACCGAAACAAAGCCAGACCAGUGAAGAACACGGAGAAUGUGCAAGCAGCCGAAACGAAAGAUGAACGCAAUGCGGCAGUCAUGUCCUAUUCCACACUGGAGGCAAACAAUCGCAUGCAUAUGGACAACACUCAAUCGGCCACGUUCAAUACAUUCCAUGGGGGAAGAAGACAGCCAGGCGAUAGCAAUGGCCAGGCGGGCGGACAGACCAAUAAUAAUAACAAUCGAUCCGAAAACAUCUAUGACCAAAUACCAAAUGAACAAUUCUACGAUGCACCCUACGAGAUGCGCACCAACGAUGAGGUAUACGAACCCGAGCCAGUUGCCAGCAAUGUAAUUACCAUUAAUGGCAUCUCCGUCCGAUAAAGAGAGAGCUCCCUUUCUCCCUCCCUGACACACAUCUUCAUCAUCAUCAUCAUCAAUCAUUAUCAUCGAUUAAAGAUAGAUGAUUUUGUUUUGAUUUUUGUAUAUAGUUAUUGUUUAAGAAAAGGAUGUGAGUAACUCGUAGUUUCCUUAAAGCAAAUGUCUUAUCUGUUGCCUUUGCUUAUACCUACUAAUACUGUAUGUAUUGUAUUUCCAUAUGUAUCAGAACAGAUUGCAUCAAAAUAAUAAUAUGUAACAUUGUAAUUAUAUAUAUGUAUGUACCUAAUGCAGUUUGGAAUUCUGCAAAUUAAUAUUAUUAUUAUUAUUAUUAACACUGCAGGAACCAUCCAUAUUUAUUGACUUGUUGGCAAAAUGUGUACAAGUAGUAAGGCUUUUAAUUUUCACAUGGAAAAUAAGUCAAACGAAAUGAAAAUGAAGCUAAAUGAGAGCACGAUUUCUGUUCCAUGUGUGUACGUUUUUUUUUUUUUC